AUGCUUAACAGCGCUUGGCAUCGUAGCCUCAAUCCUAAGACUGAGAUGGAAGUAUGUCAAAAUGAGAUAUAUGCUCCUAGUGGCAUUUGGGUUGCUGUGACUCUUGGUGAUCAUUACCAGUACCCUGCCCAGGAUGAGGUCUGCUUUGUUGUUGGCAUCACCCCUCAAUACAUUCGGUCUACCCAACGCUUUAGGCUUAUUGCUGGCACGUGGAUUGAUGAGGCUUACCUAUUGAAAGGAGAUUCCUAUGCACUCGUCAACUUUGCUUCCGGCACAACAAAUGACUACAUCAUUGAUGGCGUGAAGAACAUCCUUCCUAAUUGGCUCUCUUUACGUACCAUCUUGUCUCGCAAAAAUCGUGGUCUUGACGUUCAUGAUCUCACUAAACCUGAUGUUGACUGUGACCAUGAUGAACUUCAAAAGUCAGUUUUACAUGCCAAAGUGUCGAUGGCAUGA
Molecule: messenger RNA, 456 nt
Organism: Ilex paraguariensis (yerba mate)
Lineage: Eukaryota; Viridiplantae; Streptophyta; Magnoliopsida; Aquifoliales; Aquifoliaceae
Source: the annotation of a GenBank genome assembly